Molecule: messenger RNA, 709 nt
Organism: Gekko japonicus
Lineage: Eukaryota; Metazoa; Chordata; Lepidosauria; Squamata; Gekkonidae
Gene: LRAT
Product: lecithin retinol acyltransferase (phosphatidylcholine--retinol O-acyltransferase)
Exons: 2
Coding region: 1-699 (232 amino acids)
Biological process (GO): retinol metabolic process
Molecular function (GO): phosphatidylcholine-retinol O-acyltransferase activity
Source: RefSeq, a predicted model, not a curated record
AUGAAGAACCCAAUGUAUGAAGCUGUAUCUUUGCUCCUGGAGAAGUUUUUCCUGCUUGCCAACUUCAAACUUCUCAGUAUAGGCUCCAGUGCAGAGGAAGAAGAAAGGAAAAAACAUGUCACUUAUGAUAUUACUUGCUUCAAGCCAGGUGACUUGCUGGAGGUGCCCCGCACCCUUUUUAUUCACUUUGGCAUCUAUCUGGGCGAGAACAUGGUGGCCCACCUUAUGCCAGACAUUUUGCCAGCUUUCACCAACGACCACAGGCAGAUCCAGAAGGUGGUGACCAAUAAGAGGCUUAUUUUGGGUGUCAUUGCUAAAACAGCCAGGAUCCGCGUAGACAGCGUGGAUGACUUUGCCUAUGGCGGCUGUAUCCUGGUGAACCACAUGGACGUGCACUUCAAGAAUAAGGUGCUGAGCGGUGAGGAGGUGGUCUGCAGAGCCAAGAAGCUGGUGGGUACGACAGACUACAGCUUGCUUUGGAACAACUGUGAACAUUUUGUGACCCACUGCCGAUAUGGCUCUGGGGUCAGCUUCCAGACGGACAAGUUCUGUGAAAUAGUGAAGAUGAUCAUUCGGGACCAGAGGAGUGUUCUGGCUUCAGUGCUGCUGGGACUCGCUUCUAUCUUUUACCUGGGUCUGGCACCUUCCACUACUCUCCCCACCAUCAUUAUUCCAUUCACUUUGUGGAUGGUUGGUUAAUUCCUCCCCC